This is a messenger RNA of Peronospora matthiolae, 1278 nucleotides long. The record is from the annotation of a GenBank genome assembly. Lineage: Eukaryota; Oomycota; Peronosporomycetes; Peronosporales; Peronosporaceae.
AUGUCGAAGAUGGAGGUAAUCGCCCAGUCGCUGCCCCAACUUGAGCUCUCACAUUCGGACAUCGAGACAAUCACGGAGCUGUCAACGAAAUUACUGGAAACGAACCUGGCGCAGCAAAUGGAACUCCAGCUCACAAGGGACGGCUUCCCUGACUCGAGAAUUUGGGGCGAAGUCCAGCGAAAAGAAGGGAUCCGGGUGUUCAAAGCCUUCCAGCCACUCAAAAAGUCCAUGCUGUAUGGAAACAGCGCAGCACGGAUGCGAGCUGGUGCUUCUCACCUCGACGAGCCAGGGAUGCCGUCGCUCUUGAUGUUGGGCACCGUCGCCGGGAAUUUGAACGAUGUCAUGUAUGCGUCGGUUGCAACGAGCUCGGACGGAAUGCGAGCACGGUCCAAGUUUGUGCAGGACGGUCUCACGAAGAGCAAAGUGCUCUUGUGUCUGGAGGGUCCGACUCGAGACGAUCCGUUCCACACGCUGAGCGUCACGUGGCGCUAUUACGCGCUGUCGGAACCCCGUGAUUACACGUGCAUUGAAGCUACUGGACUCGUCCCCAACGUCUUUGGCGACCUCGUUGGCUUUCACCUGGUCCACUCGCUUGAAUUCAAGCAACUGCCAAAGUUCACGACGUCUGGCGUCGAGCGAGCCAACAUGUCCGUAUGCACGUUGUUCCGUCAAAAAUCUUCGACAGUGGUGGACUGCUACACACGCGGCUACUUCGACUUUCACUCGACAAACGACACGCUGAACAAUAUCUCGCUGCACGCGAUUUCAUUCCAGUGGCUCUCGAUGGCUCGAUACGUCGACUGCGCGCAGAUGAAGAAGCUCGUGUGGUGGAUGCAGAGGCAAGCACAGCGCCAUUCGUUUGCCAGCAGUAGUCAAGGCUCGAGUUCCGCCUCGUCAGGAGGCGUCACUGUCGUGCCACAGCACAACCGCUCUCGCGUCCAAGCAGAUACUCGCUGUCGGGUUUGCCAUCGCGGAUUUGGCGGGUUCUUGCACUCGACACCACGGACUUGUGCUUGUUGUGCGGACUGGGUGUGCAAACGCUGCUGUGCCAAGAAACAGGUGUGCGUUGUGGCAGUUCACAGCAAGAGCAAAGUAUACGACAAGAAGCUCGUCUUUUGCGCGCAGUGCAUUGCCGAAGCUUCAAAGAGUGACGCGUCGCACGUUUUUCGCCAAGAGCUACGCGAGCACUGUCAGUCGUAUCCAUCUGCUCGCACAGCCAAAGUCGAAACAAUUGAUACGCCGCUGCAAGUGAGUGACGAGUGUUCCCUGCUGCAGUAA